This is a messenger RNA of Darwinula stevensoni, 1435 nucleotides long. The record is from the annotation of a GenBank genome assembly. Lineage: Eukaryota; Metazoa; Arthropoda; Ostracoda; Podocopida; Darwinulidae.
UGAUCCCCUUCGCUACCGCCAUGUUGUCUAUCGCUUAUCCUCAAAGGUCAACCGGGUUUCAGUUUCCUUCUUCCAUUGUUCUUGUCUAGCGAGUGGGAUUCGGCUCUGGCCGGAUGGUGAAAUACAUUGCCGUAUUUCUUUUCCACAAAGGAGAGCUGAUAGGAUUCGAAAGGGACCGAGUGGAAAGGGAAGAAAGAUUUCGUGGGGGAAGGAAGACUCGUUAUGGCUUCUCUCUUUACCAGCUUCACCGCCUUUCUUCUUGUCUGCUUCGUUCAUGCAGAACACCUGCGAUUCCGUCGACAAGCAAGGAGCUCGAUUCAAAGCGCGAGCGCGGAGUGCAAGACGCCCGAACCGAACAUUCGACCAGGGAAAUGCACCCAUAUCAAAGAUUGUGAGGAGCUCCUCUCUCUCCUACGAGGACCGAAUCAGAAUAUUCCAUACGUGAGACAGUCCAUCUGUUUCAUACCGGUCAAUGGAGGGGAUCCCAUUGUCUGCUGCCCGGAGGCUAAAUCCCCUGAGCCCAUUCCUGAUAUCGAAAAGGAAGUCGAUAAAACGAAACUGUUCCCAGAUCCUCGCAAGUAUGAAUGCGGGAUUGAGAUCAAUGACAGGAUAGUGAACGGGGGAGAUGCUCCCCUUGGAGCGUGGCCCUGGAUGGCUCUGCUUUUCUAUCAAAUUCCUGGGGGAGGAGUGAAGCCAGGCUGUGGCGGAGCUGUGAUCAACAAACGAUACGUAAUCACAGCUGCACAUUGUGUCAGUCCUGGAAUCAUCGGCGAAUACAAACUCGCAUACGCGAGACUGGGAGAGCAUAAGCUAUCGACAGAUCCAGAUUGCAAAGGUCCGAGGAGGCAGGUGUGUCAAUCGCCAGCCAUCAAUGCGGAAGUGGAAGAGAUCAUCUACCAUCCCAACUUCAUUCAAGACACCCGAAAGGGCUCCAAGUUUGACAUUGCCCUCCUCCGUCUAGGCAAAGACAUCGACCUUAAGAAUGGUAGUAUUGCUCCGAUCUGUCUGCCGUUUGACAAGGAAAUUUUUGCACCGGAUGGAGAUAUUUCCUUUGAUAACAAGACUGGUUGGGUGACAGGGUGGGGGAAGACAAGCGUCACAAGGCCGAACAACGGGAGUGACGUCUUGCAACAGCUGCAGGUCCCGAUCGUCCCGCUGACAAAAUGUGCCACCACUCCCGUCUACAAGACGGUGGAAUUCUCAGAGGAACAUGUCUGUGCCGGAGGAGAGCCUAAUAAGAACUCUUGCAAAGGAGACAGUGGGGGACCGUUGGUGAUCUUGAGAUCCCAACCUGGGAGUCCUCAAUAUUUUCUCAUCGGUGUUGUCUCAUUUGGUACUCCAUAUUGUGGGCUUGUUGAUGCUCCUGGUGUCUACACUCGCAUCACCCAUUAUCUUGACUGGAUCCUCGAUCACGUCAAGGAAUGACUAUACAGUA